This is a messenger RNA of Exophiala mesophila, 2148 nucleotides long. RefSeq lists its product as uncharacterized. Lineage: Eukaryota; Fungi; Ascomycota; Eurotiomycetes; Chaetothyriales; Herpotrichiellaceae. The record is from RefSeq and is a predicted model, not a curated record. Bases 1 to 2148 code for a protein of 715 amino acids. The transcript is spliced from 3 exons. Gene Ontology annotation, molecular function: metal ion binding.
AUGGUCGUGUGCAAGUUUUGGCAGCAGGGUAACUGCAAAUUCGGUGAUUCCUGUCGAUUUGAACACCCAGGGAGUAACCGGUCAGGAGGAUCCAACUCCAACAGAUUCGGCGCGCUUGCGACUGGCGGGGGAGGCCGGCGGGAUAGUGGCUUUGGGGGCGGCAGAGGCAGGAAUCCGGAUUAUAUCAUCAAUCCCACCGAGUUCAGGACUGAAUUAUCAGAGGGCAAGGGACGGCCCAACUGGAUUCUUUCGGCGUGGGGUCCGAAAGAAGGUCCCACGUCGCUUUUGCAAAGCAACGAGUUCAGUCCAGAAGAGAUCAGACUACGCUUCUACGAGUUUGCUAGCCAAGGGAAGGCAGACGAGGCAGAUCGUGAGGCAAUCGAAUUAUGGAAGAAAGCUGACUCCGAUAUGAAGAACCUCGCCGCGAAUGCCGAGGCCAUUGGAAACGUCUUGAGAGAGGCCGAAAAAGCAAAACCAAAUCGCUGGGACUAUCUCUCCUUUGACGGAUCCAAAACAAGGGAUCAAUUCGACGCUGAAUUCAAGUCGCAAAACUCUGGCGGUGCCUUUGGCUCCAACGCCGCUUCUUCUUCAUCCCCCUUUGGUUCCAAUACCACUGCGUCUCCUUUCGGAAAACCAGCGACCUCAACAUUUGGACAACCUUCACAGCCAUCGGCUUUUGGCACUGGUGGUUCUACCUUUGGACAGCCAUCGCAACCCUCGGCUUUCGGUGCAGGGGCAUCUACCUUUGGACAACCUUCCCAGCCAACUUCAUCAUUUGGUCAGCCCUCCACGUUUGGCCAACCUUCACAACCAACUUCAUCUUUUGGACAGCCCUCCACGUCAUUUGGUCAGUCAUCGUUCGGACAGCCUUCACAGCCUACAUCAAGCUUCGGUCGUCCUUCGCAGCCGACGUCUGCUUUUGGCCAGCCCUCUCAACCAACGUCCACAUUCGGACAGCCGACUCAACCCUCAAGCUUCGGACAGCCGUCGCAACCGACAUCUACCUUUGGCAGGCCGUCAGCAUUCGGCGCAGCAACUUUUGGUCAAGCUGCACAACCAGCGUCAGCUUCCAAUCAAAGUACGGCCUUUAAAUCAGGCUCCUUUGGGUCAGGUGCGCCCACAAGCUUCGGGUCUGGCACCUUUGGCACGGGACAAUCUACCUUUGGACAGGCAUCGCAACCAACAUCAGCAUUUGGUCAGCCUUCACAACCAGCCUCUUCUUUCGGCCAGCCGUCACAGCCAACUUCCUCCUUUGGCCAACCAUCCCAGCCAGCCUCCACCUUUGGCCAACCAUCACAACCUACAUCUUCUUUUGGACAACCGUCACAGCCGACAUCGACCUUUGGUCAACCAACAGCUGUAUCAUCUGCUUUUGGAAAACCCAGCGCUUUUGGCCAGGCAGCUACAGGCUCAAGCGGAACCAGUUUUGGCCAGCCUUCACAGCCUGCAUCGUUUGGGCAGCCAUCUGUCCCUCCCACCAACACCGGCUUUGGCUCAACACCGGCACAAGCCAACCCGUUCGGUCCUCGACCAGACAACAAUCAACCUAAAGAUGAGACAAUGGACGCCGAGAAUGAGGCUUCAGCCCCCAGCAAUUCCUUCGGUCAACCAUCCACAAUGAUGGCAGGGUUUGGAAUCAGUACUCCAGCUGCACCAGGGCAGCCAGCAGCCCAGACCUCUGCAACCCAAACAUCUCUCCAGCAACCUUCAUCACAAGCUACAUUGGCAUCUGGACCAGGAAGUACCACCUGGGGCAACAACAGUUUCGAAGCCCACCCGUUGACUGGAAAACCCGCCGCCAAGGUGAUGUAUGCACAAACACUUCCACCGCAAAAGGGACAGAAGGGAGGAUUUGGAGGCCUCAGCUCCUUCCGGGGACAACCAGUGAAAGAGGUGGAUGGCAUAUCAUGUUAUCAACGACCGGAUGGCAAGGGUUUCGAAAAGAUCUGGUUUCCUAACUUCGCCGAGACCGACGACAUCCGUAUCUUGAACGCGCCAACCAAGAUCGCUGACACCCAGGCGCCGGCCCAAGAGUACACCGACGAAAUUACCCAGCAAUUCAGAUAUUUAUUCGAGACGGGAGGGUUCAAGGAUGGAAAGAUCCCGCUUGUGCCUCCCAUGAGAGAUUGGGCGGUCUACGAUUUUUAA